CGUGAUGAACCCUCCCACAGGAGACCCCUUCACCACAGGAGGGUUAACCCUAACCCCCUGUCUCACCCCCCAGAGCAGCAGACGCAGCGGUGAGGCAGCACUCAGAAACAACAUCUACAUGUUGCUCAUAAAUGUUGGUCAGAUAGACAUGUUUUAUUUUGAAACACUCAAACUGAAGAUGAACUUGGUUCAGAUGUCUGAUGCUCAAUGCUCCUCUUCUGCUAACCGUAACAUUACAUUAGAUGUUUCGAUAUGUCAGAGCGUUUACUGACUUUAACAUAAAGUCCUCCACAAUCACAGCUUUCCCUCCAGCCUCCCAGGUUCUGUGUUACUUUUAGUCCUAUUUUAGUCCUCGUCCUGCAGUGUGAAGUGGAGAAGGUAUCCAGGUCCUCAGAUGGAGAUCCAGGUUCUGCAGCAGUGAAGCAGGCUUCUUGUUGCUAAUUAGCUUUAGCUUAGUAGCAUGUUUCCAGUUGGUGCAGUCGAGGCUUCGUGCUGAGGAGCUCAGGGGAAUGUUUAAAUGUGUAGCUCCUGCUACUCAAAGAAAAGCAAGAAUAUUAGCAGAACAAAUGCUGAACAGCAAAGCAUCUGCACUGUAGUUGCAGUUCAUUGGUCUUUUUUUGUAAUAAAAUGGUCUAAUAUUUAUAUUUACACCUUUGUUGUGAACUACAUAACAAUCCUGUCUAUUGUUUAGCUUUAUCUGUUGUCCCAGCUGUUAUUUCUGGUGUAAUAUGAUCUUAUUUCUUUGAUCUAAUGAGUUCUUUGGUUCUAUGUUUAUGACUGAAUGAAGACCCUUGUUGUCAUAAACAGGCUGCAGAGAAGUGGAUUACUCUAAUCAGUUCUUAAUGCGCUGAAAAGCAUGCGCAAGGAUUUCAGCAUCUGAAUUGAAUAAAAUGGACCAGUCUUGGUCACGUAAAUAAAAUAAUCUUGAUUUGCAGCUCAGAAAAUGUGAUUCCGAUGUGUUCCCUAAGUCUUGACUAUCCGGCUCUGAGAAGUUGUGAAGACGUUAAUGUAAAAGUGAUCCAUGUAUGGAACUAAAGAGCAACACCGUGCUGCUCCUUUUAUUAUGUAAACGUAGAAUGUUACACAGAUGUGUGUGAAACCAGUUGUUAGAAAAGCUGAACGACAAAAUUCAAUCAACAUCCUGUGGAACAGCAUGAAACAUGAUGGAACAGACACAUUCUCUCAUGUUUCUGAUCAACGGGUUGUUUCUUUACUUCUUCUUCUCUGUUUUCUGACAGAUUGUCUGGUUUAUUCUAAAAAGAAGCCAACCUGUCUGUCUCUCUGUCUCUCUGUCUGUCUGUCUGUCUGUGAUCCUGCAGGUCAGAGUGAUGGAGAAGGCAGAAGAAUGUUUCCGUACCCGGUGCCCCCCAUUGAAGAGAAUGUGUUGGAUGAGGGGAAGCUGCUCAAACCCUGGGACACCAAGAAGUUGCCUCUGUUGUCGUCCCGACCAAAGUCCUGUGAAGUCCCCGGCAUCAAUAUCUUUACGACGCCGGAGCAGCCGUCCACUCCGACUCACGGCGUCCCGUCAGGCCUCAAUACCGGUGGCUCUCUUCCGGAUCUGUCCAGCCUCCACUUCCCCUCCCCGCUGCCCACACCACUGGAUCAGGAUGAGCCCGGCUACCCAGGAUCCUCCUCUCUGAGCGGGGGGGGCAGCACAGGGAACCUGGCCUCCACCCUCACUCAGCUGGGCAUCAAUGCCGCCAACUCACAGGGAGGCAACGGCAACUUCCACCACCACACACCAGGUCUCCUUGCGUCUCUACAGAGCACGCUCAGUAACCCCUCCCUGCAGUCAUCACUAAGCAACCCCAACAUCCAGUCAUCGCUGAGCAGCCACUCCUUCUCCAACUCUUUAAGCUCCGCCUCCUUGCACUCGUCGCUCAGCAACCCCUCGCUGCAGUCAUCUCUCAGCUCCUCCCCCUCCCUGCCGUCCUCCCUCAGCAGCCAAUCGCUGCACUCCUCCCUUAGUAACUCCUCCCUGCAGUCGGUGUCCAGCGGUAACCCCGCCUACAGCUCUGGCUCCUCCUACUCGCCACUGCUCAGCGGACAGAACCAGCCGUCACUCAACACGUCACCACGGAGACGGGCACAGCUCUCCCCGCUCAUCCUGCCCAUGGGGGGGGAGUCACGAAGGCAUCACAACAAACAGUUCUCCCCCACCAUCUCCCCCACCCUGUCCUCCAUCACACAGGGCGUCCCUUUGGACACCAGCAAACUCCCUCUGGACCAGAGGCUCCCUCCGUACCCACUCAGCCAGUCCCACCAGCCUCUCCCCGGUCUGCAGGGCUCCCAGCCGGGGCAGCAACCCUCUCCGAUGAGCCAGCACCACCAACAGCUGCACCGCCUCCAGCAGCCGCGGCCUAACGCUCAGCAGCAGCAGCAGCUUCACAUGCAGAACCUACGCAACUCACAAAACCAGCACAUGCAGCAGCACUUUGGAUCGCAACAGAGGCCGAUGGAGCAGCAGGUGAACACAGUGAACUCGCAGCUGAUAAAGAACGAGAGGCCGACAGAUCAGUGUGUGCAGAGCUCCUCUCAGUGUCACGUCAAACAGGAAACCGAGCAACAGGCGGAGCAGCACCAAGCCGACGGCCUGCCACAGCUCCAGCAGAUCAGCCACAACUUGGCCACCGACCUCUACAACGAUGCCUUGUUCAACUCUCUACUGGACGACCCCUAUCUGAGUCUCCAGUUCACAGGCAGAUCCACCCAGCAGGUAACCCAGCUCCACUCACAACAUCAGCUGCCAACUAAAGGCUACGACACCCUCUUGAGCUGCAAGGUUUGACGCAAGUUGCUGGUCCUUCUCACUUAUGGCAUGUUAUUCCUCAGGUCUCCCCCCUCCCCUUGACUAUACAUCAAGAAAUAGAGUUGAGUUUUAUGGCUGAAAUAAUCAAGUUUCAUUCAUCUAUUGUGAUUCUAUAUGUCGUAGCAUUAGUAGCAUUUAUUACAACUAUUAUUAUUAUUACUAUUAGUUUUAUUACGGACAUGCGGAGGAGGGUCUUAUUUUGAGAAAAGAACUCUGGUAUUCUGUAAGAAUAAAGUGACAAGUAAAAAACUUUUUUGUCUUUGAGAUUAUGUGUUUUUUUCUCAUAAUGUUACCACUUUAAUCUCUUCAAUUCUCAGUUUGUUCUUCGAAUAUUACCCGACUCCGUGAUUGAUUUUAUAUUUCCCCUGCCAUAGGAGGUGUUACUUCUGUUAAAGAAGAAAAAAAGGUUUUAUUGUUUAGAUUCAGUAGAUGGAAGCUGAGCUCUUGGACCAAAACGACAGGAGAAGCACCCUCUUGACUUUUUGAAGUGCAGACAUGAGGACCUUUAGAAGCUGCAAAAGGAGACCAAAGGACUCUGAUGAUGUCUUGUUGAGUUUGUAGUGGCUCAGUCAGGGUUUACUUUUGGUCUUUGAAUGGCUGCUAGUUGGCCCCAGACUUAUUUCCUUCAUACCAGAUAAUCUACCAAGUUUAACAGCUAAGCCUUUGUCUCACUCCUUCAAUCUGUUUUCUGUGUAUUUGUUCUUCUAAAUCCAAACAAGCCAAAUGUGCAUGUUGUGUCUCAGAUGAUUAAAUCAAUCUAACUCAGAGGUGGAAGAAGUAUUCAGGUCCUUUACUGCAGAAAGGUACUAAUACCUCACUGUGAAAAUGUAAAAGUCCAACAUUGAUAACCUUACAAAAGUAUAUAAAUGUAGUCAAAGUAGAUAAAGUCAAAGUAUUGAUUGAUCAGUAAAAUGUUCUCCUGUUUCAUCAUAAACAUUCAACAUCAACACAUAAAGGAACACUUCAUCCUUCAGUUUAUCACAA
This is a messenger RNA of Anarrhichthys ocellatus (wolf-eel), 3793 nucleotides long. RefSeq names its product CREB-regulated transcription coactivator 2-like. Gene Ontology annotation, biological process: positive regulation of transcription by RNA polymerase II. The coding region runs from base 1088 to 2788 and encodes 566 amino acids. The record is from RefSeq and is a predicted model, not a curated record. Gene Ontology annotation, cellular component: cytoplasm; nucleus. Gene Ontology annotation, molecular function: cAMP response element binding protein binding. The transcript is spliced from 8 exons. Lineage: Eukaryota; Metazoa; Chordata; Actinopteri; Perciformes; Anarhichadidae.